UCUUGGUCUUACUCGUCACGAUGCCCACUGCUCUCAUGGAGUUACAUACGAGGGAGAAAUGGUACCUAGGAGAAGCCAUGUGUAAAGCCGUGCCUUUCAUCGAGAAUGCCGUAGCGGACGCCAGCGUUUUGACCAUCCUCGCCAUCAGCCUGGAGCGUUACUAUGCCAUCUGUCAUCCAUUUCGUGCCCAGUACAUGUGCACUCCGACAAGAUCAGUCAAAAUUCUUGCCGUCGUUUGGAUCAUCGCAGCAGCAGUCGCCAUUCCUUUUAUCUUCUACGCAGCUUUACGUUACGAAGAAUUUUACGACGGGACAAAGGCUCACGCUUGCUCAACAGCGUUCACUGAUCAAAAAGGCAGAGUUUAUAUUUUGUGUAGCACAGCAUUAUUUUUCGUCAUGCCGUUGAUUUUGCUAUCCCUACUUUACAGCAUUAUCAUAAAGCGGCUCGUUUACGACGCCAAAGCGUUGCUUGACGGCGACGUCAACAGUGCGUCUGCGCAAAAGACCAGACGACAGGUUGUUUACAUGCUCAUCUCCAUCAAAGUGCUUUUCUUCGUGUGCAUGCUGCCGUUUCGGGUGUUCAGUAUCUUUAUGAUUUACACCCCAAUGGACAAGCUAGCAGACUUAGGACUAGAGGGGUACUUGAAUAUUCUAUGUUUUUCCAGGAUAAUGUUUUAUAUGAACAGUGCGGGCAAUCCGAUCAUGUACAACGUCCUUAGUACGAAGUUUCGGAAUGCCUUCAAGAGGGCGCUCGGGUGUUCCAAAGACAGACGACUUGAGCGCCGCCUGACGUUGUCCACGUACUAUAGUGCCGCCCGACAGACCCCUAACCAUGAGUCCACGGGGGACACAGAAAGUACCAUGUGUCUAUGACAUAUGCUAUGCUGCCACCCUAGUUGUAUCAGACUCUAGCAAAAGAAAAAACACGGAUCGUCCUUCGGAAUUGCACCUAUUUAGAGGCAUUGAUGAUAUCAUACCAAUAAAAAGUGUUCAAGAUGAUAGGUGAAGGCCUUACAGUAUUUCACAACUUACUAUUUCUGCACCAAAUAAUCAGAAUCUGGAUGUAAGCAGGCCGCGUUGGAAUAGCCUUGUACGAGUGAACACAUUCCCGCCGGCAGGCUUGGAUCUUUUUCAACGUUUAUCCGGCACACCGGUCGGAGUAUAAUAUUAUCGAUGAUACUCAUAUAAAGAGCAAUGUCGUCAUCGUCAUAUCAUCAUCAUCAUCAUCAUCGUCAUCAUCGUUGUCAUCGUCAUCGUCAUUGGUCAUUUUCAUCUUCUUCGUCGUCGUCAUUUUCAUCGAUAAUCGUCAUCCUCAUCGUCAUUGUUGCCGUCAUCGUCUGGCCUCCAGCAGCAUCAUGGCUCUUUUACGAAUAAGAGCAGCAAAGAUCCAUCUUCACAUCAAGUCAAGAUUUUCUUUUUCAGUUCAAUGUUUCUCCAAAUGUCUCUUUAAAUUUCGACAACAUUUAAAUUUUCAUUAUCAUUUACAUUAUCCUUUACAUUUUUAUCGUUCAUAUUUUCAUUAUUGACAUUUUCAUUAUCUGUUUACAUUUUACAUUUCCAUUAUCAAUCAGAUUGUCAUUAUCAAUUACAUUUUCAUCCUCUUUUACAUAUACAUUGUCAGCAUCAUUUAGUACAUUCUCAUUUUCCAGUUCAUCCCCACCAUAAUUUUACCUAUCUAUCUGAAAUAUUUUGUCUUAUAAAACAGUUCAUGAGAUACGAUGCUGGGUCCCAUUGUUUAGAUCGUCUUUUGACAUUGAGAUUGUUAAAUUAGGUGUGGCAGCCCCCUUGUACUCAUAGAGGCUGAGUAGUUAUCAAAACUGUUUUGUGCCUCGUUCGAGACCGACAGAGGUCAAUACUAAAUCUAUGUAUA
This is a messenger RNA of Lineus longissimus, 1869 nucleotides long. Its product is annotated as QRFP-like peptide receptor. The transcript has 2 exons. The record is from RefSeq and is a predicted model, not a curated record. Gene Ontology annotation, biological process: G protein-coupled receptor signaling pathway. Bases 21 to 872 code for a protein of 283 amino acids. Gene Ontology annotation, molecular function: G protein-coupled receptor activity. NCBI's taxonomy places the organism in Eukaryota, Metazoa, Nemertea, Pilidiophora, Heteronemertea, Lineidae. Gene Ontology annotation, cellular component: plasma membrane.